Molecule: messenger RNA, 2225 nt
Organism: Lineus longissimus
Lineage: Eukaryota; Metazoa; Nemertea; Pilidiophora; Heteronemertea; Lineidae
Product: AP-3 complex subunit sigma-1-like
Exons: 7
Coding region: 75-671 (198 amino acids)
Biological process (GO): Golgi to vacuole transport; intracellular protein transport
Cellular component (GO): membrane coat; AP-3 adaptor complex; intracellular membrane-bounded organelle
Source: RefSeq, a predicted model, not a curated record
UCGCACUCUACUUCCGUUUUUGAGUUGUCAAUUUUUCACAAUUUUGGGCAUCUAUUAUCACUGUUUUCUUCAAAAUGAUAAAAGCUAUUUUAGUGUUCAACAAUCAUGGCAAACCUAGACUUAGCAAAUUUUACCAAUACUAUCCGGAGGAUAUGCAACAACAGAUCAUCCGAGAAACGUUCCAACUUGUCUCCAAGCGAGACGACAACGUCUGCAACUUCUUAGAGGGCGGAACCUUGAUUGGAGGAUCCGACUACAAAAUUAUCUAUCGCCAUUACGCCACACUAUAUUUUGUCUUCUGCGUGGACUCAUCAGAAAGUGAAUUAGGAAUAUUAGAUUUAAUACAGGUCUUUGUGGAGACGUUGGACAAAUGUUUUGAAAAUGUCUGUGAACUUGACCUCAUAUUUCAUGUGGACAAGGUCCACUACAUCUUGGCGGAGUUGUGUAUGGGAGGAAUGGUCCUCGAAACGAACAUGACGGAAAUAUUAUCACGCUACGAGGAACAGAGUAAAUUAGAAAAAUCCGAGGCGACCAUAUUGGAGAUCGGACGUGCUGGUUUGGCCGCAGCGCCCGCUCGGGCCGUCUCGGCCGUCAAAGAGAUGAACAUCCCGCAGAAAAUCAAGGACAUGAAGUUGCCCGACUUACCGAAUAUUGCCAAUUUGAAAUUAUAGGUGGCGCUUUUUGAGGAGGAUGAACAUGGAGACAGUUUUGGGGCGAAAGAUACCCUGAAUAUCGAUAAGAAUGAAACGUUACUUGAUAAGAUGGACCAAUUUGUAAUCGUCUUGGUGACGCUCCUAAUGAUAUGCUUGAAUUGACACUAUUGAAAUAAAGUAAGAUCCUGUAUUUUUGCUGCCCUGAAUUUGAGGAAAGACGUCCUUUUCAGAUUUUUCUAUCAGAAAAUCGCGCAAGUGCAAUUGGACAGGAUUAAUGGGUUUUCCGAUGAUGAUAUACAGUGGAACCUCUCUAUUAAGGACACCCUCGGGACUGACAAGUGCUGUCCUUAAUAGAGAGGUGUCCUGAUUAGAGAGGUCAAAUUGAAUGGAGACAACCAAUUUGGGACCAUAAUUUAGUGUCCUUAAUAGAGAGGUGUCCUGAUUAGAGAGGUCAAAUUGAAUGGAGACAACCAAUUUGGGACCGAAAUUUAGUGUCCUUAAUAGAGAGGUGUCCUGAUUAAAGACGUCAAAUUGAAUGGAGACAACCAAUUUGGGACCAAAAUUUAGUGUCCCUAAUAGAGAGAUUGUCCUUGAUAGAGAGGUUGUCUUUGAUAGAGAGGUUGUCCUCGAUAGAGAGGUUGUCCUUGAUAGAGAGGUUGUCCUCGAUAGAGAGGUUGUCCUUGAUAGAGAGGUUGUCCUCGAUAGAGAGGUUGUCCUCGAUAGAGAGGUUGUCCUUGAUAGAGAGAUUGUCUUUGAUAGAGAGGUUGUCCUUGAUAGAGAGGUGUCCGCUAAGGGAGGUUUCAUUGUAUAUCAUCAAAUCAGUAAUUUUCAUGAUCAUGUUCAUAUCUUAACCACCUCAUUGCCAAUCACGCAAAAAUAUAAGGCCAUGAAAAAAGUGGCUGUAAUUGUGCAGGGGCCAUGAUUAUGCCAAUAUUGUGAUGGACUAAAUUUGUGAUUUCUUUCAGCCCAAAAGUUAUAAAUGGGUAUGAGAUGUGUUAGACUGUGCAGUAGAAGUGUUAAGUUGCAAACGGUUGCAGUGGACUGAUUGAAAAUCAUUGAACCCUGUUCAGGGAGGGGGUUGGAGGAUGGGGGGGGGGGGGGUGAUGACUCGCAGUUUAAAGUUCAAAUUAUAAUUGGAAGAGACGCACUCUGGCAACCAGAGCGGGUAUGCCAUGAAGGAAAAGAGAGAAAAAGACGUUAAAAAUGUAUAUAUUUUGAAAUUUCGAGAAAAAAAUGAUUUUCCAUCUUUCGUUGUAUAAAUUUCAAUUUCGAAUUUCAAAUGAAAAGGUUCAUUUUCAUGAUCACCGCCUGAGAAUAUGUGAAAAGUAAUCCAGAACAUGGGUCCAGCGAAAUCCCUUUUAAGUCAUGUGAAUAAGCCUCUAUCAACGACGCAUUUUCAAGAAUUUUAUCCAACAGCCUCCGUCUGAGAGAGUGCGUCGAAUGAUAUAAUUUAACAUUCACAGUCCUAUGGAUAUUGCUGUACAGUGGUAUACAUGUCUAUACAUGGUGGUAUACAUGUCUAUAUAUAUGUAUAUGUAUAUAAGCUAGUCAAAUAAACAGAUACACGUAUAA